GCUAGUCAUGCUGCAAAGAUUUAUUUCUCGCAAAUUGCUUGAAAAAGUUUCACCUUCUAUUCAUAAAUCAGCUGUAAUGUCCUCCUUAAACCCAGAAGAUUCUUGGUUGGCAGAUGAUCCUCCUGACCCAAAAGUGAUACAACUUUGUGGGUUGGACAAUAAAGCUAUUAAUACGGCUCGUCGGCUUCUAGAGCAAGGGGAAGUUAUAGCUGUACCGACAGACACUGUGUUUGGUCUCGCGUGUGAUUCAUCAAAUACCGCAGCCAUUAAUAAGCUCUACGAGAUCAAAGGUCGAGACAAAAGUAAACCUUUGGCAAUUUGUGUGUGUGCUGUGAGUGAAGUUAAGAAGUACAGCAAGACUACUUACCUCCCUAAAGGAUUGUUGAAAUCGCUUUUGCCCGGACCAGUAACAGUGAUUUUGGAACGAAAACCGAGGCUCAAUCCGGACUUGAACCCCGGAAUAACAAACGUCGGUAUCCGUGUUCCAGGGACCAUUUGGCACCCGUUCAUUGAUUUUGUUACGUCAGCGCUUGGCCAACCUCUUGCUUUAACCAGUGCUAACCUAAGUAACGAGCCAAAUUGUAUUCAUGUUGAAGAAUUUAAAUCACUAUGGCCUAAACUGGGUGGAGUUUUUGACACAAGCAUUAACAUGGUAGAUCACGGAUGGAAUACAGCUAGAGAAGGCUCUACUAUAGUGGAUCUUACUGAACCCGGCAGGUAUAGGAUAGUAAGAAAAGGACUCGGAUAUGAUAGAGCAAUCACAAAAUUGAAAAAGUUCUUUUUGGAAGAAGUUGAGUAAAGCUUUUAAUUUUAUUUAAUUUACAACUUUAGUUAAUUGCAUAUUUUGCAAUUAUUUAUAAGUUAUUCUCUUCCCCUUGUAAUUAGAAUAAAUAUGUUCUUG
Molecule: messenger RNA, 901 nt
Organism: Macrosteles quadrilineatus (aster leafhopper)
Lineage: Eukaryota; Metazoa; Arthropoda; Insecta; Hemiptera; Cicadellidae
Gene: Tcs1
Product: threonylcarbamoyl-AMP synthase
Exons: 1
Coding region: 8-799 (263 amino acids)
Biological process (GO): regulation of translational fidelity
Cellular component (GO): cytoplasm
Molecular function (GO): nucleotidyltransferase activity; double-stranded RNA binding; tRNA binding
Source: RefSeq, a predicted model, not a curated record